AUGUAUCAAUCUGUAUGUUAUUGUGCACAUCAAGUACCAAUAUCAGAAAUUUUAUUAUCCGAUGAUGAUUCGUUUGAACCAUUUGUUGAAGAAAAACAAAUGAAUAAUGUCGAAAAUUUUUUUGAAGAUAAAUAUCUUGAUUCGGAUAAAGACUAUUUUCAUGAAAUAGUAAUAAAUGGUUUAAAUCAUAAUGAUACACAAAUUAUUCCAAAAUUUACCCAAAAAUAUAUUAUAACUGAUCUUUCAGAAAAAUGUCAUAAGCAAAUAUCAAAAAAUCAAUUAAAAUAUGGUGCCUUAAUGGGUAAAACAAAAAAAGCAAUUCACUAUGCAUUACAAGAUAAGGAUAAUAAAAUAAUGCAAUUUAUAAAAGAAUUCAACAAACGAAAGGAGGAUCAACGUGUUCUAGCUCAUAUAUACAACAAUCUUGUUACUA
Molecule: messenger RNA, 433 nt
Organism: Racocetra fulgida
Lineage: Eukaryota; Fungi; Glomeromycota; Glomeromycetes; Diversisporales; Gigasporaceae
Source: the annotation of a GenBank genome assembly